ACUUAUAUCUUCAUUCGUGUAUAUGGAAUAAUGAAACCGACGAAAGGCACUAAAUAGUCGAAUAAUAAAAGAAGUUCGAUUUAUUUUAUUGUAAAAUAUAAGCAUUUCAUUCUUCGGAGUAUUGUGUUUGUUUCAAUAAAUAUUUUUAUUGUAAUAAUGAUCACUGAUAUCAAGUUCUAUUGUCUAGAAUUAGAAAUAUAACCUAUUACAUCAGUGAUGGAGGAAGAUGGUGGUAAAAGAAUGAGAGGCAGAACUCGUGGCAGAGCGCGUGGCAGAACACGAGGAAGAGCUAGAGGCAGAUCUAAGAAACAAGUAAAGGUCAUUGAAAGUGAUGAAGAAGAUACUCCUCAACAAGCAGAAGAAACUACAACAGAAGUUGUUGGAACAGAAUUAGAAGAACAUGAAGCUCCACCAACACAACAGAUUCCUUUGGAACAACAGUUCGACUUAGAAGCUGAUAUAUCACAAUUGGAAGCACCAACUUUCACAACCAUCAACAGAGGACCUCCUGAACCAAUGUUACGUUUAAGAUGGGAUCAUAGAGUAAAUCUUAUUGGAGAAAAAGUAUUAAAUCCUAUGAUACAUUGCUGUGACAAGUGUUUGAAACCAAUUCUUAUCUAUGGACGCAUGAUACCUUGCAAACAUGUAUUUUGCUUAUCUUGUGCCAAAAGAGAAGACAAAGUUUGUCCUCGUUGUAUGGAAAAAGUUUCUAGAGUAGAACAAACUGGCUUGGGUACUGUGUUUAUGUGUACACAUGGAGGAACUAGAUAUGGGAAUGCAGGAUGUAGAAGAACAUAUCUUAGUCAAAGAGAUUUGCAGGCUCAUAUAAAUCAUCGACAUAUAUCAGCUCCACCACAACAAGUUCAAGGAAUGCAAGUUGAUCCUCCUCAAUACGUGCAUUCUAAAUCAGAGAUAGAGUCUCAGUUAACAAAAGUUUCAUCAGUUGCUAUGCAGAAUACUCGCAUAAAAUCAGUGCAAUCACAUAUGGUUCAACCAAUAAUGGGAAAUGAUCCUAGAGUAAAUUCAAUGGUCAAUCAAACUCCAGUGGAACAUAGACAACAACAUAGACCGCAGGCAUUAAUAUCAAUGCAAAAUUAUUCUCAAAAUUCUGCACCUCCGCCGCCAAAUAAUGCUACAUUAAGAACAAAUCUUAUAACUGUGCCCAUUCAGGAUACAGCUAUAACAACACAUGACAUACACACGCAACAAAGUCAUCAUUAUUAUCCUCCUCCACCUCCACAAGUUAAUUAUGGAGGAUAUAACGUACCACCUCCUGUUUCUCAAACACAACAAUACUAUCCACAACCACAACAUCCUGCUCAAGUAUCUUAUGUGCCACCACCACCACCACCACAACAGCAGCAGUAUGUAUCUUCUACACCAACUUCAAUAAGGCCAUCUCCAACAGGUUAUAUACAAGAUCCAUCAUAUGGUCCACCACCUCCACAACAACAAGCUCCACCACCACAAACACAAUGGUCACAACAUCAACAACAAUUUUAUAGGUAAAAAAAAUAUAUGUCUUUAUUGUACAGAGCAGUAUGAUAUAAAUUGUGAUAAAGUUAUUGUGGAAGCGAUAGAUGACGAUUAAAAAAUGGUUGUAAAUAUGA
Messenger RNA from Frieseomelitta varia, 1610 nucleotides. It is a transcript of the gene Hakai, whose product is annotated as E3 ubiquitin-protein ligase Hakai. NCBI's taxonomy places the organism in Eukaryota, Metazoa, Arthropoda, Insecta, Hymenoptera, Apidae. The coding region runs from base 217 to 1509 and encodes 430 amino acids. The transcript has 5 exons. Gene Ontology annotation, molecular function: ubiquitin protein ligase activity. Gene Ontology annotation, biological process: protein ubiquitination; regulation of cell adhesion. The record is from RefSeq and is a predicted model, not a curated record.